Molecule: messenger RNA, 10794 nt
Organism: Frieseomelitta varia
Lineage: Eukaryota; Metazoa; Arthropoda; Insecta; Hymenoptera; Apidae
Product: Krueppel-like factor 6
Exons: 7
Coding region: 1037-2173 (378 amino acids)
Biological process (GO): regulation of transcription by RNA polymerase II
Molecular function (GO): DNA-binding transcription factor activity, RNA polymerase II-specific; RNA polymerase II cis-regulatory region sequence-specific DNA binding
Source: RefSeq, a predicted model, not a curated record
UGGCAAGGGAACGUCAGUCACUCUUCGGCGCUCGCGCGGAAGAGUCUGUACGCAUUAAGCGCUGGGGAAAUCGUUGCUCCUUGCGGAGUGUUAAAUAUCUCGUAUAUGUUUCUUCGUUGUUCAUCCCCAGCGACGUGUACCUAGCCCGUGAUCGUUGUGACCGACGCGAUCGAGUACAGUGACACGAGUACGCCACGUCCGCAAGUGUCGCGGGAAAAAAGCCGGUAGGUGACGGCUGAGCCGCGUGUGUUCCUCGCCAGAGAGUAUAUAUAUAUAUAUAUAUAUAUAUGAGUUACCGGAGCAAGACGAACGGAACGAGGGGAAUGCCAGUGGAGAUAGAACGUCAACAUUGCGAGGUUCCCCGUUCUCACGUUCCACGUAUGAUGGAUGCUGUCGCGCGUGUCUCGUGUACGCGACGCUAUCGAGAACAGACAGAGCGUCGAUUCGCACAAGCAACAGCAUUGCAGUGAGUUGUUACACUGGCUGCAGAAGUCGUGCAGUGCGUCGCGUGCCGCUUUCUUUUCAACGAUUGUACCAACGCCGCGCCGUGGUGGCAGCAACAGUAAAACGCCGGUAGUGCGAUCAGAUAUUCCUCUCGCAGAAUAUACGAGUCACCAGGGUUUUGUUGGUGUUUGUGCGGGCGCGGAAAAAGGAAGCGGUUAACCGGUCUUUCUCUCGUCCCGAUCGACCAGAGAGUGGUCGAUCUUGUGAACCUCUUUUCUCUUACUCCGUAUCGGUCUCUGUUGGUCAUCCUGCUACGGUGACGUCGUAACCAUCGGUGCUUCUUCGAUGAUAAGCACGUGUGCGUGCCACUACCUGCUGCGUGUACGUGCGUGCGUUAACGUCGCGAGCUGCGUAUCGGCGUGCAGUUAGUGACCGGGGCUGCGUUACCAUCUAAGUCCUCCGUAUACCAGUACAUCGAGGCAAAGUUUUGUUGUUUAUUUACAUCGUCCUGUUGGUUUUAAUUUGGCUCGAACGAGUCCAAGUUUCAUUUAUCUGUGUCGAAGUCAGUUACGAACGGAUCACCGGCGUAACCAUGGAUAUCCUGCCGAGUGGGAACAUAUUUAGGGAGUUGCAAGACAUACACGACACCGGAUACUUUUCGGCCCAGCCGUCGCUCGAGGAUCAUUGGCAACAGACAUGCUACGAGAUGGAGAGGUACCUGAAGGACGAGCCGAAGCUGCAGUCGUACAAAAAGUUGCCCACAGAGUUAGACACAGCGCCGUGGAACCUCUUCAGGGCGCCGCCUAUCUCGUGGACAGCAACAACCGGCACCGCCAACGCACAAUUCGAAUCGCCAAUCAAAAUGGAGGUGACGACGUCGUCGGAAGACAGGGAAACGCUCUGUCUGGACGAUAUAAAGUUCAGUCCCGGCGAUCACAACCACAACGGCCGCGAUAGGGAUCUCCUGGACCGGCACCUCGAUUCCCUGUCGAUGUCGUCAUCGAGUUCGGCGUGUUCGGCGCUGUCCUGGGACAGUUCGCCCUCCGUCUCGUGCACGGCGUUCAUUCUCAAGAAAGAGCCCAGCGAGGACCUCGAAGAGGACGAGGAGCACGAGGAAAUCGAGGAGGAGGAGGACAGCGGCUGCGAAAGCGAAGGUCAAAUCCUGACACCACCGUCGAGCCCGGGCUCGGGUCAAGGUCAUUCCAACUCCAGUCACUCGUCGAGCGGGAGUUCGAUGCUCGACGUGCAGAACCUCAACCUUCAUGGGACGGGCGGUAGGAGCGCCAUCGUCAGGGUUACUGCCAGCAACGCGCAAGGUGUCGCAAGACUGAUCUCCGUCACAGCGAACGGCUACCCCGCGGUCGCAGGCACGCAACACGCACACGCAGGGACAACUGCAGCUGCGAACACCGUGGCCAACAGGCACCACGCGAGGAGCCACGAGCACAGUCCGCCUGACACGAAGCGCAGGAUACACAAAUGCCAGUUCCCGGGUUGCAAGAAGGUGUACACGAAGAGCUCGCACCUGAAAGCCCAUCAGAGGACGCACACAGGAGAGAAGCCGUACAAGUGCAGCUGGGAGGGUUGCGAGUGGCGAUUCGCGCGUUCCGACGAGCUGACGCGCCACUACCGCAAGCACACCGGCGCGAAGCCGUUCAAGUGCAGGCACUGCGACCGAUGCUUCUCUCGCAGCGAUCACCUAGCCCUCCACAUGAAGAGACACGUGUAAUCGAUCGUCACCGCGAACGGUCCACAACACGCGGAACAGUCCAGGACCGGCAGACGGAGCUCCUUCCUUCCCGAGGAUCCCCCAAGUCGUCAAGCGACACGGCCUCCUCGUGAUCGCGUUUCUUCCACAAACACCUGACGACGAUCCUGACACGUAUGUGCAGUAUGUGCUCGAUCGUCGGCGAUCGACCGCGACCCACGGCCCUCGAUUUCGCCACGGUUUUCGUCGUGUGCGGUAACGCAAGAUCGCAAGAGACUCCGCGGGAGUACUUUAAUAGCCACUGGAAGUGGGCAAUCGAUGAUGAGCGAGACGAUCGGUGAAGAACGGCCACUUAACGACGGCGAUCGUUCUGCGGAUGGAGGGCAAACGUCGAUCGACGAACGACGAACGAUUUUACAACCGCGUCGUCGAGACGACGAGACGAAGAUACUUGACGGAUCGACGACUGCGAUUGGAAAUUGCAGUCGGGGGAGGGAAAAAACGUGAACGUUCCCCUCCCUCGGUUGUUCGAGGCAGUUCGUUCGAAAGGCGAGGAGCAGGAGAUAAGGAGAGAAGCUCCGAUGGUAUUUUCUACGCGAGACACGCUGGCACUAGAGACAGAUGAGCAGACAACGAUCAGACGCGAACGACUGCGUUCGUCGUUGAUGCGAUUAGACGAAGCCUACGGGGGACGAACAGUCGGGUGACAACGAGCGACGAGUCUCGUCUCGAGAUGUUAAUCACUGCCAAUUCAUUAAAUUCUAAGAUCAGCGCGAAUACCGUCGGAGUUGUCGAGUUGCCUACGCGUACGGCCGCCUCAGCAUCGGCGUGGAGGACGUGCAUGAAUUGGAAAGAUCGCCCGGCGACAACGUUGCACAUUCCACUCGCGCGUGAAUUCCUGCAUGAUCGUCUGCCUUCCGUAAAACGGUCGAAUUUCACAAAACCGAAACACGCGACUGACGCAGGAGAGAGAGAGAGAGAGAAAGAGGCGAAUGAUUCAGCAACAAAAAGAAACACGUAACGAAGAGAGUAACAGUAAGAGAAACCCGAUGAAACUAUGUAACAGACACAGUUGGCGAGACACACCGAUCCGACUCGAUCAGUUUCAAAGGCGUCGCGUUUGGAUUCGAACGAAAGUCAAGGAAACCCGAUUCGCGAGGACAAUAAUAACGCUGUCUGUCGGUGCCAAAACGUUAUUUCCUUCACUCCUUCAUUUCCCCCCUCUCUUCUUCUUUCUUACACGUGUACACGUGAGAACAUAUUGCACAUCGCACGUAUACACGCGCACUGUCCUUCUCUGUCUCCGUAACCCGAUGAAUGGGCGGCUCGUGGGUGGGAAAACGUGCACGACGCUUUUGAGCUUGGAUCCUUCGACGGGUGGCAAUAAUCGAAAUUGUAUUCGCGACCCGGUGGAACGCGGAACCGUGUCACACGAGGGUCUGUUGUAAGGGGGCGGCGGACGAGGCCACGGUGAGAGAGGACGAGCCGUAAUUGAAUACGUGAUUUCGGCCAGUUUCGACGGAGGCAAAGUUUACCCGUGCCGCGCGCUAAUCCCGAAUUUACAGUGCGAAUUAUAUCGCGAGGCACCACUUCCAACUCGACUAACUCGAUCCGCCGUCCCUCCACCCUCUUGCCGUUCGCCUCGUUUUCACCGGGGAAACUCGUGCGAACGAUACCACACAUACACGUACGUACGACGGACGAGUACGGAAAGAAAAGUGAAAAAGGAAAAAGGAAAACACUGUAGAUUCGACCGUUUUACGACCAUCGAGAACAUUCACGGGUGAUUUUUAAGGAAGAAAGAGCAUAACGCCGUACGACUCUUGAACCUCGGACCGAUGCCGAGGAUACUUUUUUCCUUAAAAAAGAAUUCGGACCGAACGGAGCUUCUUUCGUAGUGGCGCGCGUCCUAUGGUUUUUAACGAAAAUAAGUGGACAAAGAGAAAAAAAAAAAAAAAGGAAUAAAAAGAUAUAUACGGAAUCUGACUUUGUACUUUUGUACGAUUGCUUUCUAGGUGACGUUUUCUUGUUUCUUUUCACGCGUAUAUACCGCGCGACGCACGGGCAGGGGUGGCGACGCGUCCCCGGCGCGGCGGGCAAGAUUCUUGUCGGAGGCUCAACAGAAAUAAAUGAAUAUAUAUAUAUUUUUUAAUAUUCUCGUCUUACUCACCGAAACAAUAUAUUGUUAUACAUAAGGGAUUAUACAAAGUAUAAACGGGCAACAUUCCGCACAAAGCUCUAGAACCGUUUCCACGCGUCAGACUGGCCCGCCGAGCACGCCAUCCCCUCUCGUACGCGCUGAAAACCCCGGGGAGGCAGACGACGUGGCAGACUCGCAAUUCACCUCGACCAUGCGUGUGUCUCGGGAACCCGGGCUACGAACUUCCGUUCCGAUGUGCACCGUUGUCUCGCUGAUCAUCGAUUUCCGUGCGGACGUGCGAAAACGAGAAUCGCGCAGGGGAACGACGCAGUGGAGGGGUAAAUAAAUGGGAACGCGAAAAGAAGAAACGAGAAACAAAAUGGGAAAGAGAAACUAGACGGGCGUAACGAAAAAUGAAUGAAUGAAAAAAGAGAAAGAAAUGGAAAAAAAAAAAAAAACGUCAGCGACGAAACGGGAUAACGCAACUUGGUUAAACCCGAAAUUCAAGUCGUGAGUUGUAUCCAUGGACUGAACGAACGAAAGGAUCGUAGAUCGCUCAUCAAACGGAUGGUGAACAAAAUAGAGUAGUAAAAGCGAUUAAAAAAAAAAAAAGAAAAAUUAAAAAAGAAAAUAGGAUAAUAAUGUAAAACGGUUAAAUACGAAAUAUGGAAUGAGAGAGAGAGCGAGAGAGAGAGAGAGAGAGAGAGAGAGAGAGAAGCAGAACGUGGGGGGAGAGGUGUUUACCGCUUAAGAAGACUAAUCUUACCUGAGAGCGCGAAACGGCGCAAAGAGCGGCCGAGCUGGCGGGCGAAAUGAGGAUUUAGAGGGAAAGAAUAAUUAAAAAGAAAAAGAAAAAAAAACAGAAACUAAAUUUUAAAUGUUCAGUGGCCAAAUAAAUUUACUGAUAACGCACGUAGAACGUAACGAUACCGUACCUACCAAGUAAGCCUGACUGACAUUAAGAGAGCAUCGACGCGAUUUGCGCGCGUGUGGCUGGUGUAUGUACGUUUGCGCGUUAUUCGAUGUCUGUGACACCUGUGUAUUACUUCUUUUCUCUAUGAUGUUUUUCUUUUUCCUUAUUCCCUUGCGUCAAUUUGCGUGAGUGCGUCGAGGAGGUGCGUGCGCUUGAGUGACCAUAUUUCUUUUUCCCCGCGAGAAUGUGUUCCAAAAUCGAUUUCGUGGCUUUUACAAGGGAAUGGGACGGGGGAUGGAUGUUUUCAAAGAAAACAUACACAUGUAGGGAAGGGAUGAGAGAGAGAGAAAUGAAGAAAAAGUAGCGAGAGAAAGAAAGAAAGAGUGUAUGUGUGCAUGUGUGUGAUAGGUCGUGUGUGCGAGAGAGAGAGAGAGAGAGAGAGAGAGAGAGAGAGAGAGAGAGAGAGAGAGAGAGAGAAAGACACAGACGGAUCCAACACAGGCAGAAAGCAUAAAGAAAUAAAAGUAAAGAGAAAACGAGAUAGAGUGUGCAUGUGAGGGAGAGAGAGAGAGAGAGAGAGAGAGAGAGAGAGAGAGAGAGAGAACCGAACACUAAGUUUGUAUAUUGUGCAAUUUUUGUCAGUGUUUCAUUAUUUGUUACCAUGUUCACGGAUAAUUAUAAAUAAAGUAAAUAUAUAUAUAUAUAUAUAUGCAGCAUUUACAAGGACUUAGGAUAAAAAAAAAAAACGAAGAUAAACGAGAAGAAGCCAGAUGUCUUUUUGAUAGCCAUAUAUUACGAAGUAUCGCGCGGCGCCCCGACACAGAGGACGUCCCGACCGUUCUUUUUUCUCGAUACACAGUUUUUCUUUAUUUCUUUGUCUCCGGUAAGACGAGAGAGAGAGAGAGAGUGAAAGAAAGAGAGAGAGAGUGAAAGAGAGAGAGUGAGAGAGAGAGAGAGAGUGGCGAGAACGAGGAAUACGAAAAAACGGUGCUCGUCGCUCGGUCACGACGUUCCUCUCGUUACAGGCGUUAGACGGACCCGUCGAAUCCGUUCGGAUCGUUCGCAACCCCCGGCGACCAAACGAGCAGCUCCACGAGAUCGGAAAAUCUCGAAGCGACUCUUGCAAUCUUCUCUCUUCGGUAGGCUUCUUCGCUUCUACGCGCCAAUCGCGAAGAGCAGAGGAAAAAAAAAGAAAGAAAAGAAACUGGGGCAGGGAACAGAAUCGAUCGAGUCACAACGAUCGGCCCUCGCGAUCGCGACCAGCGUUUUCGCGCGUUUCCAUCCCGGCGACCAACGAAACACUGUAGAUAUAAAAUACACGUACAUUAACGUUAUAUGCGUAACGAACGAUCGCACUGCUAACGAGAAGGUCCGCGUUCGUUUAAAACUCGAACGACCCGUGUGACAAGCGUGUGCAAUGGGGUGAAAAGGGAGUCGGGACAUGGAAAACUAGAAAACGGAGACGGGGACGACGCCAGGUGUAAUUAAAGGAGAGAAGCGACACAAACGUGAAAAAGCGGACACCUUAAACGGACACUAAUAAAUGGUAGUUAGAAGUUUAGAUAGAUAGAUGGAUAGCUAGAUCGUUAGAUAGACAUCUUAGAUAGGCAGAUAAAUAGAUCGACAAAGAGAGGAAAGUCGGAACGAGAGAGAGAGACGGGGGGGGGGGGGACGAAAGAUCGGGGUGAACUGGGGACGGGCGGGAGGGAAGGGGGGGAUUUAAAAGAGUUAUUAUAUAUAAAUGAAUAAAAAAAAAUCUAUAAAUAUAGAUAGGUGGAUAUACAUAGAUAGAGAUGUAAGUACCUAAGAGAAACUCUAAGGAUUUUAGAAGAUGCUGUAUCGUUGUACGAGGUACGAUAAGUGGACAUAAGUGUUUUAUGAUACUCGCGUACAGUAUGACCGAGGUGAAUAGUAGGCAGUAUAUAGUGUGUAAUACGUAAGAAGAUGGUGAAACGGUGAAAAGAAGGAAAAGGAGAAUACGUACGAAUACCGAGUGGUUCGCAAAAGAGAACGAGAAUUAAGAAAGAAAGGGAAGGAGAGGGAAACGCAGACACCAUUCGUAAUUGUAUUAGCUGUGUGGUCUAAGAUAUUUUCAGUCAUGUUGUAUAGUAAACUCUGUAAAUUGCAGGACUUUGAAGUGAAAACGAGGAAAACUGUGAGUGACAGAGAGCCAGCGUGAAUAGAUGAGUGUCGGGGCUGAAGGCGAUCGAACGAGGAGAGGAAAGAGAAACAGACGCGAUCCUAUGAUGUAAGAAAUGAAAGAAAGAGCGACGUAAAUAGAUAAGAUCUAGGGAUAAGGGCUAAGGGAUAAAAUUUUGGAAAGAAAACAGGCGAGGACAGAGAAUGAAAACGAAGGCUCUUCGUUUAAGUUUGAUCCGACGCGUUCGAUUUUUACCGAUCGCGGGGACGAACAGGUGUCGCAGAAAAAGAAGAAAGCGAAAGGACGGGAAGAACGUGCUGAAAAAUAUGGGGCAUCUAGGCAAUUCGAUGCAUUAAGAAACGAACUGAUUAAACAACUAACGUUAUUUUUAGGAAAUUACACCUUUAGGAGAGAUUUCAGUAAAUAGCGACGGGGAAGGUGGUUAGGUUAAGUGCUAAGGGUACUUUGGUUAGCUUUUCUGUGUGAGUAUACGAGCGAAAGAGAGGGAGUGAGAGAGAGAGAGAGAGAGAGAGAGAAGAAGGGAAAACUUGAGAGGCAAAAAUUGAAAGAAAAGGAGAAGAGAGAGUGUUGAAAAGAGACAGAUGAAAUCGAAGUAAGCAGAGAAACGAGCGAAGAGGUGGAAGAGAGAUACCUAUAUUUUUAAAAAAGUGACCUUUGGCAUUUAAAGACUUGUAAAAAUCGUGCAACGAGUUAAAUAAAACAAAGAACAAUAUCAAAGAAAACAAAGAAAAAGUAUCACAGAGGGCGCACAGCGUAUUAAGGAGCGUCCGUCCUUCUCCGUGUCUCUAAUUUCAUCUUUUACGAAUAUGCACGUACACAUAGAAAAAAAAAAAAAAAAUAAAAAAUAAAAAAUAAAAAGAAUCACACACAUAUAUACGAAUUAACGCGAACGUAAUAAGCAUAUACCUGCGAGGAGAAUAUGCUCCUGAGAAGCAGCCAAAGUCCAACGCGAACGGGGCGAUCGGAUAAGUGAUUAUUAUACCGCCAACGAAGUAAAGAACAAGACGCGGUACGCGACGCGCUCUUAACAGCGACACGAGUCCGGUGCACGCCGAUCAAGUCCGAAAGACAACAACGUAAGAUUACGUCAAUUUACACAUGCACAUACCGGACAACACGAACACACACGCUCAAGGAAAUAUUGAAAAAAAAAAGGAAAUAACAGCAUUCUGCCGUCUGCUAACACGCAACCCACGAAUCACACGUUACGUACGUGGUACGCGCGUCUUGAUUUCGACGUGAUUCAAGAGCGGGAGAAGGCAAGAAGGGUAAUGAGAGAUGAAAUCAGAGAUUACACGCCAGCCAAGGAAUCUCGACGAGGAGAGGAAAAGCGAGAGCAGAGAGAUUCGAUUGCAACACGCACAGGGUGUAUGAUAGAGCGAGGAUGGAAGGGGCGUAGGAUGAAGAGGGGCAAACACAAUGCAUUCCGUAAGAAAUUCGCUUUUCACGAGGUAUCGUACGGAACAGCCGGACCGCCUCGAGGCCUAACUGAAAAGAAACCGAACCGAUUUCGGCCAACCGACUCGAUGUUCGUGCUACUCGCCGUGAGAGCGAAUCGCUUCACGUCCACCGAGACGGACGAUUUCCCCUGGAAACAGCCUGGUUGUUUAAUUUUCAACGAGCCGUCGAGAGCAACAGUAGCUCUAGCAAGAGAGGGAAGAGAAGGAAGUGGAUAGCGGGCUCGGAAGCUGUUACACAAAGGGUGGACGAAUCGUUCCACGCGUCUCGCGGCGCUAGCCAGAGAUCGACACUCGAAAAUGGAAAACGAUCCAACAGUCACCAUCGCAUAGUCACUAUUGUCAUCCAACACAAUUCAUGGUAGGGUAUAAUAGUAUUUUUAGGGAUUUUAUACAGACACGCGACCGUGCUCUCAUGUUUUACCCACGAUUUAACGUUUGUCGAUCAUUGACGUUUCUUCUUGUACGUAAAAAAAAUAAAAAAAAAAAAUAAAAAAAAAUAAAAAAAAAUAAAAAACGAACACGGUGUGUGUUUUAGAUGUAUCGAUAAAUUACAUUACACGUUGCAGUGGCGAGUGAAAGGCGUACGCUUGAACGAAUGGUAAUAUGUUUCGCGUGGAAAAUUGUUAUUUGUGGCAAUGAGCGGGCCGAUCGAACAGAAGACCGUGAAUUCUCGUCAGCGAGCGGGUGUCACUUCUUCUUUUUUUUUUUUUUCUUUCUGGAAUUCUGUACCUCGUUGUGUAUACAUCUCUAUUUGUAUAAUUGUGAAUAUUAACAUAUUAUGAUAAUGUGAUUUAUUACGUGUGAUCAUGCGCGCAAAAAAGACGUGGAGAAACUUUAAGCGAGUAUUUUGUAUUACGACUAAAGCGAACUAAAGAUACAAAAGAGAAAAGAGAGAGAGAGAGAGAGAGAGAGAGAGAGAGAGAGAAAAUGCGAAACUGACGCGUGCGGUAGGAAGGGUCGAGAGAACGAGAGUCGAGAGAGAGUGAGUGAGAGAGAAAGAGAGAGGGCAAGUAAAUCGAAGAAAGAUAGAGGGAACGAGAUUAAGCGAGUGAAGAAUCUUGUAAUCGCAGCUUUUUCGCCGUUGGGGAAAAUAUAAUUAUAAUAAACGAAGAAUGCGCUUGCGCAGCCGUCGCUCCUUUCUCUCAGCGUUAUUUCUUCCUCUUCGUCUUCUUCUUUGACUUCUUCUUUUUCUUCUUCGUCUAACGCCGUAUUAUCUGCUGCUUCUUCGUUUUCUCAUCGAGAUGACAGGUAAUCUCGGAAACACGAAAUUAAUAUACAUCGCGAACACAGGAGGGGAAAGACAGAGGAAAGAAGGAAACAUUUAGCUUUCAGUACGUUGCAACGAGAUAUGCCAAUAAUAUUCGAUAUUAUUCGGUUGCGAGACGAUAAACAGAUAGUCGUAUGGACUCGAGCUUGCCUCGUUCCGGAGGUUAUCGAUCACCUCGUUGAGGAAAUAUCCCUCGAAACCGAUCUUCUUGGGUCUCUUCGGCAAAGGUUGAUGCGGGGAUUGUGUCAAGCCACCCCCGACCCCCGUGAAAACGUUCGGCUCUUUUAUCUAUUGCACGGGCUCGCGUAUAAACAACGACACGCAGCGAGUGUGCCGUGAUACGAGAGCAAGAGCUCGACGGGCACAGGAGGAGUGGGGAGGAGCGUGUACGGUGCGCGUGUUUCGACGGAAGCGCGAUUAAGCGCGCUACACGAUUUUUAAAUUUCGACGAGUGGUCGGCCCGGAAGGAGUCUCGUAGUUCGAACGUGAGUCUCGACGUGAGUUUCGUGGAUUAAGCGCCGAGCGAGCUGCAUUGUAUACGAUUAUUAGGAACCUGUCCUUCGACGACUCGUUAAAAGAAAUAAAGUUAAAGAAUAGAUAAUAGAUAGAAAGUGAAAGAGACAAGCGGGAGCGGGAGAAACGCAGAGAAAAACAGAAAAAGCCAAAAAAAAAAAGGAAAGAAUGGAAAAUUUAGACAAACA